This is a messenger RNA of Elaeis guineensis (African oil palm), 304 nucleotides long. NCBI's taxonomy places the organism in Eukaryota, Viridiplantae, Streptophyta, Magnoliopsida, Arecales, Arecaceae. The record is from RefSeq and is a predicted model, not a curated record.
GAACCACCGCGGUUUGAGGCACUACUGGGGUCUUCGAGUCCGUGGUCAGCACACAAAGACUACUGGCAGAAGGGGAAAGACUGUUGGUGUGUCAAAGAAACGAUGAGCUUAGCCUUCUAUUUCUGCUUUCGAUGUUCUAAUUUUGAACCCUGAGGUCUGGUAGUGAAUUUUUUUUUUCCCAUUAUGCCUGGAUGUGAAACUACUCAUGGAUAUUUUUGGAUAACAGUUUUGAAUUUUGAUAACUAAAAUAUUAUCAAUGUGCUUGCCGUGAUAAUGACAAUUUGGUCAACUUUUGUUUUGGUUA